AUGGCUCGAUCGCGCGUGAUGACUAACCUCAUUGGUCGAGCCAAGUCAUCCCCGUCGGAUCAUGCACGAGCCCUCAUGACUCAGUCUGCCAUCCACGGUCAAUUCAACGAAGCCUUUGUUCUGGACGACCUGAACACAGUUGAUCUGUUCGACUCGUCUCGUUUUGUCUGCCGGCGCCCCAUGCUGUCCCUUAGCCCCGAGCAUGCACCACACUUUUUCACGGAUUCCCUUUUUGUUUCUGCGGAACAGCAGCAUCGCGCCAGUCCGGAUCGGGGGCAUGCCAAUCGAUUGUGCGAGAUUUUUAAUGGGACCCGCGUGAAAGAUUGCCGUGUGUUAACUUCGAAGCAGCGUUUCCCAUUUCGUCUGUGA
This is a messenger RNA of Fasciola hepatica (liver fluke), 369 nucleotides long. The record is from the annotation of a GenBank genome assembly. NCBI's taxonomy places the organism in Eukaryota, Metazoa, Platyhelminthes, Trematoda, Plagiorchiida, Fasciolidae.